Molecule: messenger RNA, 1419 nt
Organism: Oncorhynchus nerka (sockeye salmon)
Lineage: Eukaryota; Metazoa; Chordata; Actinopteri; Salmoniformes; Salmonidae
Exons: 5
Coding region: 134-784 (216 amino acids)
Source: RefSeq, a predicted model, not a curated record
UCUCCAUCCUCCUCAGACUACUGAAAUGUUCAUGUCCCGCUCUCUCUGAGUUCCUGGUUAGCUAGCUGUGACACUGAUCUCAGACUCUGAUGUUCCAUUCCACUCUGUCCAUUUCUCUCUCUGUCAGUCAGCUAUGUCUAAUAUCGUCAUGGAAACUCUCCUGUCCUGGGACCUGGUGUCUGUGGUCAUCAUGCUGUUCCUUGUCUCUACAGAGUCAGCAGGUGACUCAACAAAAUAUCAGAAAAAUGAAUCAGCUUCUUUGGGAGAAAUUGUUACUUUGGUUUGCAAUAACUCAGAGACGAAUGCAUCAUACAUCUGGAAGAAGGACACAGUUCUUAUUUUCUCUCAUAGUGACACACUGAAUAAAUCUGAAAGAACAUUCACCUCUGACAGGAUGAGUGUUGAUCCACCUACAAAGCUGACUAUCUUUAAUGUAGAGUUAAAUGACACCGGGAGCUACAGCUGUCAAAUAACAGAUGAUCAAAGUGGUGUACGGACAAUGGAGUGGAAUUUGACCAUCACUAAUAACCUCACAGAUCAUGCUGAAUAUAACCUACGGAGGUUAUUGCUCUUCACAAUUCCAUCUGCUAUUGGAGGAGUGGUUCUCUGCAUUAACAUCUGUUGUAUGGUCUGGCUGUGUAGGAAACGAAAACAGGAACAGACAAGUCAUUGUGAGAAGCGCAAAGAGGAGAGCAAUGCCCAGUCUGAUGGUCACACUGCCAGAAGAGAACAACACCAGCGGAGUCAAUACUUUGAAAGACUCAACUCAAUUUAUGGACCGUAGUAAUCACACAGCAGUUACUUAACAUGCCAAAAAAGAGUCAAGUAUCAUAGACGGGUUAGCUGACAAGGUCACGACAACAAAGCGCAUCGUUCAAUGAGGAAGAAGUCCAUGUGUAGUUGUGAUUCUGGAUGACCAGAUAACUAGCAACAUUGACAAGAAGCUGCUAUGUGGGAAUCUUAGGUGGUUCAUUUCAGCUUGUUGUGUCUAGUUAGUGAUACUGUGAUGGAACAUUUUCUGUUUAUGCUUUUCUAAUAACCAAUUUCUGUGCUCAUGCAAGUGACUGAUUGAACAUGCAGAGGAGGAAUCCUCACUAUCAGUAUGCAAUUUGGCAGUACACCCAGAACCGUGUUUUGAGAACUAAAGGGAUAUCUUAGUUUCAAGGUCUCAGCUUGGAGAGAGGAAGCCUCUUUAAGGUAUUGGUCAGUCACAUGCAUGAACCAAACGUUAUUGAUGAAUUAAUGAUGAAUAAUAAAUAAGCUAAAUCAUGCAAAUAUAACUUGUCUGUGUGAGCAGUAUAUAAGAGAACUAACGGGACUGGCCCGUGAAGCUCACUUCAGACCGACACUUUAUGCAUCUAAGUUUGACUGAGACGUCUUCAGCGUGCUGUAAAUAAACAAUGCUUCAUUUAAGAUUGA